Messenger RNA from Macrosteles quadrilineatus (aster leafhopper), 3301 nucleotides. RefSeq names its product leucine-rich repeat and IQ domain-containing protein 1 (gene Cep97). Lineage: Eukaryota; Metazoa; Arthropoda; Insecta; Hemiptera; Cicadellidae. Gene Ontology annotation, molecular function: protein binding; U2 snRNA binding. The coding region runs from base 180 to 1997 and encodes 605 amino acids. Gene Ontology annotation, biological process: mRNA splicing, via spliceosome. Gene Ontology annotation, cellular component: U2 snRNP. The transcript has 13 exons. The record is from RefSeq and is a predicted model, not a curated record.
AAUACUAAGUCAAUUAUUGUUUUAACUAUUGUGACGAAAUAAAUUGAAAUACUUCUAUCGAUUAUUGCCAAGCUCAAGAAUAAUAGAAUGUAUUUUUUUAUUUCAAAGCUUAAUUAGUUAUUUAUUACCUUCAAAUAAAGAUAAAUUUGAGAUUUUGCAAGUGUCCUAAAAUUGUCAACAUGGACCACAGCAUUUUAAAUAGUGAUGAGCUUCACACUCUCAAUUUAUCUGGCCAAGGCCUCAAGAAGCUCACUAGAGGUCAUUGUCCUGAAGAUGCGCACAAAGUCACUUCACUGUCUCUCGACAGUAAUGAGCUCCAGAGGCUCGACAAUAUUGAUGGAUUUCCUAACUUAAUUGAACUGAGUGCAAAUCACAAUCAGCUGUUACGCAUGCACAGUGUCAAUCGUCUGCACCACCUCGUACGCUUGGAUCUCUCGCACAAUAACCUGCUCAGUAUAGAGGGAGUGAAGGACCUUCAACACCUCAAAUGGCUCAACCUGUCAGGGAACAAUAUUAAAACUAUCGAGCAUUUACACACGAACACAAAUCUAGAAUAUUUAUCCUUGUCGGAGAACAGCAUUUCCCAUAUUUCCAAUCUAUCUCACCUGAUUCAUCUCAAGCAACUGUUUCUACACAAGAAUCACAUAGGAGGGUUGCCGCAUUGUGAGAUGUACCUACCUACCAGUCUGGUCACUCUCACCCUGGCAGCCAACAACUUGACUGAUCUCAAUCAUGUUUCUCACCUGGUACGGUUGGUCAACCUGAGGGAGUUCUCCAUUGCUGGCAACCCUUGCGUCUCCAUGACUGGCACACCUGUAGGGUUUGACUAUCGACCCUUUCUCAUCAAUUGGUGUAUGGGGCUGAAGGUUAUUGAUGGCUACGCAGUAGAUGAUAUCGAAAGCUUGAAAGCGGAAUGGCUGUAUAGCCAAGGCAGAGGUCGCCAGUUUCGUGUUGGGGAGCAAGAUGCUCUGGUAAUGUACCUAACAGAGACCUGCCCUCUGACUCAUCAUCAGCUGGAGACUGAGCAUGAACGCAAGCUGAGGCUCAUCCUCAGCAAAGCUCAGCAUCAUCAGCAGCAGCUGCUACGUCAGGAGAAACCUCAUCAUGGAAAAGGAGGGAGAGGCAAGCCGCUGAAGCCCAACAUGAGCGAGUUGAUGACUCGUAGCCUAGACCCGAGCCUACUAGACUCCUGCACAACUCACACUCAAGAAUCUGACACCGAGGUCUUGCUAAGUCAGUCAAUGCACUGCCCACCAUCACUCCCCACCUGUCUGCCAAUCCCAGCACCACUACCAGCAGCCACCCAGCUAGUGCCGGUACCAGAGAGUUUGGUCAGUCCCUCUGUGGCUACACCCCCGGCACCUCUCGGACCAAAACUGACGACCAUCAGGAGCCGGGCUCAGGAGAAGCGAGACAAGAAAGUUGAUCAAGAGUUGGAGAAGGCAGCCAUCUGCAUACAGAAGGUGUGGAGAGGAUACCAUACUCGCACAUCAGACCGUCGAGUACUCUCUGCGUACCAACAGAUACAGACUCUACGUACAAACCAGUACAUCAAGAAGUUGUCAGAAGACAUGCAAGCUACUAGGGAAGCAUUAGACAAUGAGCACAAGAUGCAGUUACUGCAGAUGCAAGCCAUCAACGCUCUAUGGAAAAAGGUUGUGAGUCUACAGCCCAGAACAGAAGGAGGAGAUGUCCGGGACCUUACAGAGACCUGCUCUAGGCUCAAUGCACAGGUGCAGCAGUUGCAAGAGUCGAUGCAGGAGGUGUUACGUUGUGUGAGUCCCAGUCACCCGGCCACAGGCAGCACCACAGCCACACAGACAGACAUUGUGGCUGUACACACCCCACAGGAGCCGCACCCCCCGCGCCCCUCGUCUCUACCUCUCCCUCCACCACCUCUGACACAGUACGCCGACUGUCUGGUGGACGGAGUCAUCAAGACAACCGUCAAGGAACAGGAACAACCCCUGGAGGCAGAGACUACUCACGUCAGUUAAAACUGACCACCCGGCACCCUCUACUGAGUAGAGCGUAUUUGUUACUGUGAGCCCAAAAAGGUCUGUUUAAAUAAUAUCCUUAAAGGGUUGAAAAAAAAUAUACUUCAGGUCACUUGCGGGUUUGUCUUGUUAAUUAAUCUGUGUUUAAUGCAGUGACAAAAAUUCAUAUGUAUACAUCAGUGAGGGUUUACUGUAUCGAUAUAUGAAGACAAAAAUUAACUAACUGCCUCAGGUUUGUUCGUAAGUUUAAAUUUCUGGAAUUACUAAUUUGUUUGUUUUAUGUACUCAAUCCUACUGAUAGUCUUUGCUAUACAAGGUAGAUAUGUUCUUACAAAGUGCAUCAGAGAAAUGUGAGGAUUAAUUUUAUAGACAGCCGCCAUCAGAAAAAACUAUUUGUAACCCUUGCUGGAAGAAAUUCUGCUUUAUAUUUGUGUUUUUUACAACUGACAGAACUAAGGGAUGUUGAUUUAUUUUUACUAAAUACAGAACUGAACUCACGUAAAAACUUGGUGAAAUCAUUAAUCAAAUGAAUCAUAAAAUUAUAUGUGAACUCGCUUAACACAUUGAGCGCGAGUGACGGGCCGGCCCGCCAUGCGCAGUUGGCACACCAAUUGUCUGGCGGGCGCGCGCGUCAUGUUAGCAUUGCAACAACCUUGUUUCAAUGUGAGCUACGCCAUUGCCAGGGAACGUUGUAAUUGUUACCAGCCUUGUAGCUUAGAAUGCGAGCUUUAUUCUGGUGUAGGUUGGUACUAAAAUUUACCGUAAAAUCCCGUCUGGCAAUGCUUUUGUCCCGUUUUCGGAGCAGAUUUUCUCUAUUCGAGCCAUAUUACGAAGACUCUGAUUAUUGAUCCAGGCAGUGCUGCUACCUUUGGGUGUUUCAGUGAACUACGUCCACUAUCGGGGUAACGCAGAACAAUCACCCCUGGCUGCUCUUUUGUGAUUCGUCUUACUGAGAUAUUUCAAUGCCAAUAGCGAUCACUGAUUCAGUCAGGGCUCCGCCCGGGCCUCGCCGCCAUUGGCGAGCGCCUGUUUAAAGGUUUUCAGUGCUCAAUGUGUUAACCAGGACUGUAUAGUGAAGACUACCUGGAUUUUAAGACUAAUUUGGGAGGUUUUUGUCCAGCAAGUUGUUAAUCUCAGUCAGUACAAAAUGUUCCUACAACUGUUCAAAUUUAACAUUAAAGGAUGAAUAUAAUUUACCAAAGAAAUUUAUCUAAUGAUAAGUUUAUAUAUGUUUUUUUCAAAAUUGUUUCCAUAUAGUAUUACUUGUGUAAGUUAUCAACUAGUAGCAUAAUGAAAUAAGCUAA